Messenger RNA from Mandrillus leucophaeus (drill), 4122 nucleotides. RefSeq names its product alanyl-tRNA synthetase 2, mitochondrial (gene AARS2). Lineage: Eukaryota; Metazoa; Chordata; Mammalia; Primates; Cercopithecidae. Bases 35 to 3004 code for a protein of 989 amino acids. Gene Ontology annotation, biological process: tRNA modification; alanyl-tRNA aminoacylation. Gene Ontology annotation, cellular component: mitochondrion; cytoplasm. Gene Ontology annotation, molecular function: nucleic acid binding; alanine-tRNA ligase activity; ATP binding. The transcript has 20 exons. The record is from RefSeq and is a predicted model, not a curated record.
CUUUGACCCCGUAAAGUCACUGCCCGGAGCUAAGAUGGCAGCGUCGGUGGCAGCUGCAGCCCGGCGGCUGCGGCGGGCCAUUCGAAGGUCGUCCGCAUGGCGGGGCCCCAGCCAUCGGCCGCUCUCAUCGGAGCCCCCUGCAGCCAAGGCCUCGGCCGUGAGGGCCGCCUUUCUGAACUUCUUUCGGGACCGCCAUGGCCACCGGCUGGUGCCCUCCGCCUCCGUGCGGCCCCGCGGCGACCCCAGUUUGCUUUUUGUCAACGCGGGCAUGAACCAGUUCAAGCCAAUCUUUCUGGGCACCGUGGAUCCACGAAGCGAAAUGGCAGGCUUCCGACGUGUGGCCAACAGCCAGAAAUGUGUGAGAGCUGGAGGACGCCAUAACGACCUGGAAGAUGUGGGUCGAGACCUUUCCCAUCAUACCUUCUUUGAAAUGCUUGGCAAUUGGGCCUUUGGGGGUGAAUAUUUUAAGGAGGAGGCAUGUAGCAUGGCCUGGGAACUGCUGACUCAGGUCUAUGGGAUCCCUACGGAAAGGCUCUGGGUCUCCUACUUUGAUGGUGACCCUAAGGCAGGGUUGGAGCCAGACCUGGAGACCAGGGACAUUUGGCUGAGCUUAGGGGUGCCUGCUACUCGUGUGCUUUCCUUUGGACCACAAGAGAACUUCUGGGAGAUGGGGAAUACCGGCCCUUGUGGACCCUGUACCGAGAUCCACUAUGACCUUGCUGGUGGGGUGGGAGCCCCCCAGCUGGUAGAACUUUGGAACCUGGUCUUCAUGCAACACAACAGAGAGGCAGAUGGAAGCCUGCAGCCCUUGCCCCAGUGGCAUGUGGACACAGGAAUGGGCCUGGAAAGGCUGGUGGCUGUGCUGCAAGGCAAACACUCCACCUAUGACACUGACCUCUUUUCCCCGCUGCUCCACGCCAUACAGCAGGGCUGCAGGGCACCCCCUUACUUGGGCCGGGUAGGGGUGGCAGACGAGGGGCGCACAGACACAGCGUACCGCGUGGUGGCUGACCACAUCCGCACACUCAGUGUCUGCAUCUCUGAUGGCGUCUUCCCUGGGAUGUCAGGUCCCCCGCUGGUUCUUCGUCGGAUCCUCCGUCGAGCUGUGCGUUUCUCCAUGGAGAUCUUAAAGGCACCACCUGGCUUCCUAGGCAGCCUGGUGCCUGUAGUGGUGGAGACAUUGCCUGAAUGUGACCCCUCUCCUGAGGCUACCCAGUAUGGAGGGGGUAUUUGUGUUUGGCAUCUGGUGGCUUCUGCGUGGUUAGAAGGGCCCUGGACCUUAUUUUUCUCCCCUUCUUUGUCUAAUCCCUCCCCUUGUCAACACUCUUUGUCUCCCUUUCUUAAAGCUGAAGUGGCCUGGUCCUUGUCACUGUCUGGAGACCUGGGGCUCCCCUUGGACAUGGUAGAGCUGAUGCUGGAGGAGAAAGGGGUCCAGCUGGACUCCACUGGACUGGAGCGGUUGGCCCAGGAGGCGGCCCAGCACCAGGCACGGCAGGCUGAGCCAGUUCAGAAGCAGGGAUUGUGGCUUGAUGUCCAUGCACUGGGGGAGCUGCAGCGCCAAGGAGUGCCCCCAACUGACAGCAGCCCCAAGUACAACUACUCCCUGCAACCCAACGGAAGUUAUGAGUUCGGCACCUGUGAGGCCCAGGUGUUGCAACUGUAUACAGAGGACGGGACAGCAGUGGCCUCUGUGGGGAAAGGCCAGCGUUGUGGCCUCCUCUUGGACAGGACCAACUUCUACGCAGAACAGGGGGGCCAGGCUUCAGACCGUGGCUACCUGGUGCGGGUAGGGCAAGAGGACGUGCUGUUCCCAGUAGCCCGGGCCCAGGUCUGUGGGGGUUUCAUCCUGCAUGAGGCAGUAGCCCCUGAGUGCCUACAGAUCGGGGACCAGGUACAGCUGCAUGUGGAUAAGGCCUGGCGUCUAGCCUGCAUGGCGAAGCACACGGCCACCCACCUGCUGAACUGGGCACUGCGGCAGACCCUGGGCCCUGGCACAGAGCAGCAGGGCUCCCAUCUCAAUCCUGAGCAGCUGCGCUUGGAUGUGACCACCCAGACCACAUUGACCCCAGAGCAGCUCCGGGCAGUGGAGAACACUGUGCAGGAGGCCGUGCAGCAGGAUAAGCCUGUGUACAUGGAGGAGGUGCCCCUGGCACUCACUGCCCAGGUCCCUGGCCUGCGCUGUCUGGAUGAAGUUUACCCAGACCCUGUACGGGUGGUGUCAGUGGGGGUACCCGUGGCCCAUGCAUUGGACCCAGCCUCCCAAGCCGCACUGCAGACCUCUGUGGAGCUAUGCUGUGGGACGCACCUGUUACGUACAGGGGCUGUAGGGGACCUGGUUAUCAUCGGGGACCGCCAGCUUUCCAAGGGCACUACCCGCCUGCUGGCCAUCACUGGGGAGCAGGCCCAGCAGGCCCGAGAGCUAGGCCAGAACCUGGCCCAGGAAGUGAAAGCAGCCACUGAGCGACUGAGUCAGGGGAGCCGGGAUGUGGCAGAAGCACUGAGGCUGUCCAAGGACAUAGGACGACUCAUUGAAGCUGUGGACACUUCUGUGAUGCCCCAGUGGCAGCGGCGGGAGCUGCUGGCCACACUGAAGAUGCUGCAGCGGCGUGCCAACACUGCCAUCCGUAAGCUGCAGAUGGGGCAGGCUGCAAAGAAAACUCAGGAGCUGCUGGAGCGGCACUCGAAGGGGCCUCUGAUUGUGGACACAGUCUCUGCUGAGUCUCUCUCAGUGCUGGUGAAGGUGGUGCGGCAGCUAUGUGAGCAGGCCCCCAGCACAUCUGUGCUCCUACUCAGCCCCCAGUCCAUGGGGAAGGUGCUGUGUGCCUGUCAGGUGGCCCAGGGUGCCAUGCCCACUUUCACAGCAGAGGCCUGGGCACUGGCAGUGUGCAGCCACAUGGGGGGCAAGGCCUGGGGCUCGCGAGUGGUGGCCCAAGGCACCGGAAGCACUACUGACCUGGAAGCUGCCCUCAGUACAGCCCGAGCCUAUGCCCUCAGCCAGCUCUGACCCUGGCCCACCCGGGGACCCACAUGGACUAAAGGCAAUGCCAGGAGCCCUGAAGGAGCCAGCAGAACCUUCCCACUGGCUGAAGCGAGGACUAGAGGCUGGAGGCCAAGCAACUGAGCCAAAGAGGAUCACCUGGGCCAGGCCCUACCUGACACAAGGAGACAUGGUCUAGGGAAGGCAGAAGUGGGCCCAAAGACACACACCCCCUUGGUGAAUGAGAAGACAUGGGCAAUUAUGGCUGUGACUGCACAUUAGAAAUUAUUUCACUGGCCGGGUAUGGUGGUUCACGCCUAUAAUCCCAGCACUUUGGGAGGCCGAGGCAGGAUCAUGAGGUCAAGAGAUCAAAACCAUCCUGGCUAACACGGUGAAACCCCAUCUCUGCUAAAAAUUCAAAAAAUUAGUCAGGCGUGUGGGUCAGGCGUGGUGGCACACGCCUGUAGUCCCAGCUACUCGGGAGGCUGAAGCAGAAGAAUUGCUUGAACCUGGGAGGCGGAGGUUGCAGUGGGCUGAGAUCGCACCACUGCACUCCAACCUGGGUGACAGAACGAGACUCUGUCUCAAAUAAGUAAAUAAUUUCAGAGGACAGGAAGCUGCAGAGGUUCUGUUACUUUAAAAAAGAGUAGUUUUGCCCCUCCCAGCAACCUGGUAGGGGUGCCUUAACACCAGUCUGAACUCACACUGUCUGAAAGGCCACCCAGGAUCCAAAUCAGGCCAUCUUCAUUGCCAUGAGUGGUCAGACAGGCUCUGCGUGCCAGGCAACAGUGGGCACUGACAAAGGGCUCCUUGGCUACUGGGACAACACGGAACCAUCCUGUGAAAAUCAUUUCAGCAGUGGAGACCUUUGCUAUCACUUCUUUCAUUAGCAAUGACCUCUAAAUUAAAUUAGGCCCUGCUGGUUUGUCGAUGAAUUGAGCAACUGAGAACGUGGCGGGCACCAAACAUGAUUCCUUCCUUCAUGGAGCCUGCUUCUUGUGGAGGAAACAGGCAGUAAAGCAAAAGAAGAGGGUCAGGCUUGGUGGCUCAUGCCUAUAAUCCUGGCAUUUUACGAGGCUGAGGUUGGAGGAUUGCUUGAGGCCAGAAGUGCAAGACCAGCCUGCGCAAACACAGCAAGACCCUGU